Molecule: messenger RNA, 603 nt
Organism: Kwoniella shivajii
Lineage: Eukaryota; Fungi; Basidiomycota; Tremellomycetes; Tremellales; Cryptococcaceae
Exons: 3
Coding region: 1-603 (200 amino acids)
Biological process (GO): translation
Cellular component (GO): mitochondrial large ribosomal subunit
Molecular function (GO): structural constituent of ribosome
Source: RefSeq, a predicted model, not a curated record
AUGAGACCCACAUCAAUCUUAGCCGGAGCAUCGAGGCUACCAUUGACGCCCAAGAGGGGUAACAAAGAUUUUUACAAAGGUACUGGUCAAUCGAGAGUGCCGGGAGGUGGACAUCGGACUGGACCUCCAGGUGUACAUGUUGUGAAAGGAAAAGCGAAGUACAGGGUUUUAGAUGAAAAAGUCAGAGUUUUCGUUGGACCCGGAGCGAAAGUAUUAGAAGAGACCGAGCUACGACCAUAUGUUGGAACACAUCAAUUGAUAAAUGCAUCUCAAAACAUAACACAAUUCUUCAAUCCUUAUUCACGUGGAUCAAGUUCAAGACCUAAAUUCCCAUCAUUCUCACCUAUGCCCAUACCAUCAUCUGAAUCAUCGAAAUUGACAAGAAAAGAUUACACAUCGUUUUCGAAACGAUAUCAAGGGUUGAACGGUCCGGAGAAACAAGCUCUGAUCAUGGAUUUCAGGAGGAAUUGGUUUAAUGCUAUGUCACAAGCAUAUGGUGGGACUUCAGUAACGGAAGCUCGGAAGGAAGAGAAAGAGACUCAAGAAGUGGAAGGAAGACUCCAAUCAGAGGGUAAAGUGGAACCAACACAACCAACCGCAUAG